AUGGUUGGUGGCGUAUUGACGAGCCCGCUCGAGGUCGUCAAGACUCGACUACAAGGCACCUACAACAAGGAGGGCCUCGCCAACACGCAGCACCGAUUCGGCACCCGCACGGUGCGAGCCCUGACCCACCUUCACGCCGAGGGCGGAGUGCGAGCGCUCUACCGUGGCAUGGUGCCACACCUCGUCGGCGUCGUGCCGGCACGAGCCCUCUACUUCGGCACCUUCUCGUGGUCCAAGCGCGAGCUCGGCAAGCAACUCGAGCUCGACCCGCACGGCAUGCUUCUCAACUGGCUCGGCGGAGUCGCUGCCGGCGUCGUGACCAUCACGUUGACGUCGCCGGUGUGGGUGGUCAAGACACGCCUGCAGCUGCAGGUGGGCAAUGGCAAGGGCUCGGUGGCGCCCGGAACCGGCGUGCGGCAGUACCGUAGCGCAUGGCACUGCGUGACGUCGAUGAUGCGACACGAGGGGCCGCGCGCCUUCUUCGCCGGCAUGAGCGCCAGCUACGUGGGCAUCAGCGAGUCCUCCAUCCAGUUCAUGCUCUACGAGAAGUUCAAGUCGCUCAUCAAGCAGCGACGCGUGCGACAGUGCGAGGAGGCCUGGCAGCUCGAGCUGCAGCGACGGCGGCGCGCCCACACCGCCGCCGCGCCGUUCGACCACGACGCCGACCCCGAGCUGGUGCAGCUCAGCGAGCUCGCCCGGUCCGCCGCGGCCUCGUCCAUCGGCGCGUGGGAGACGCUGGGCAUCUCGAGCACGGCCAAGCUCGUCGCGUCGGUGCUGACCUACCCGCACGAGGUGGCGCGCACGCGGCUGCGCGAGGAGCGCGCCAAGGAGCUCUACGGCGGGUUCGUCAACUGCGUGCGCGUGGUGUGGCGCAACGAGGGCCUGGCGGGCCUCUACGGCGGCCUGGCGCCGCACCUGCUUCGCGUGGUGCCCAACGCCGCCAUCAUGUUCCUCACCUACGAGGCCGUCCUCUCCCUCUUUGAUCCCUCCUCUUCCGCUACGCGAUAA
Molecule: messenger RNA, 1008 nt
Organism: Acanthamoeba castellanii str. Neff
Lineage: Eukaryota; Discosea; Longamoebia; Acanthamoebidae
Product: mitochondrial carrier protein Rim2p/Mrs12p, putative
Exons: 2
Coding region: 1-1008 (335 amino acids)
Biological process (GO): pyrimidine nucleotide import into mitochondrion
Cellular component (GO): mitochondrion
Molecular function (GO): pyrimidine nucleotide transmembrane transporter activity
Source: RefSeq, a predicted model, not a curated record